CUUUGACAAAGUAAUCUAGCUGUAAUUUGCAUCGCAUCAGUUUGUCGUUGUCUUACCUUUACACGGAACACUAUUCAACUUCACCGCUGAGCAACAUAGUAUAAAUAGUAAGGAGCAAAUAAAGAAUUGCAAUAACAGUAGGUGUUUUGAAGCAUACCGGGUUGGGCGCGGCUUAGAGGGAUGUCCCGAGGGAAGAAUGGUUAGGAGCUGACUGGCUGGAGGUGGAAAGCAGCUAGUCAGCAAGGAGGAAUGGAUCAUCAUCGGCCCCUUUCUGCGGGGCCAGCUCUUGACCCACAUGAAGUGACGGACGUCCUACAGCAGGCCAUAUGGGAGCUAAAGCGUCUGAAAACCCAGCUUACGAAGCCGUAUGCAACCCGCUCAACCGUCGCUGCUAGUAUAGCUCGAUUGGAGGAUGACAUCCGUCGCCAAGCCCUGGCAAUCGCGCAUGCGACCGGCGUGGAGGGCUCCCUGUCGCUCCCGCCCGCCAGCUCUCCCCCCGUGGGGCUGUCCCUGCAGCCCAAGCAGCCCGCCUACCCGCCCAGCAACUCCCGAGUGGACCAGUUCCUGGCCGCCCGCAGCGGGCCGCUGCUCAACAACCCCGUGACGGAGACCACUCGCCAGUACCUGCAGGAGCGCUUCGUUCCGCCGCUGGCGCCCAAGCCGGUGGCCCCGGGGGGCAACAUAGCCAAGGGCCGUACCCCCUCAGCUAUGCCCAACGUCAUCCUGCCGCGCCACAUUCGUGAGGACCCGCACGGUCUCGCACCGCCAGAGGUUACGGAUCUUGAGCUGGACAAGGGGCUACUACAUGUGGUCAACCGGGGGCUGCUGCCUGCCAAGGCGGACCUCACACCCGCGCUGUGCGGGGCGGCAGGUCCCUACCGUACGGCAGCCGUGCCGGUUCACCCUCACCAGAAGCAGUUUGAGCGUGCCCCGGUGACCUCGGCCCUGGAGGACGCACUGCAGGCCAAGCAGGCGUUUAAGCUGGACCUGCUCACACCCGUGGUCAAGCCGCAGCAUGAGCAGAAGCAGCCCGCCCUCCAUGUGGCAACCGUGGGCGGCGGCGGCAUCCUAGCCAGCCCCCGCCCGCCCCACUCGCCCGUGCACUUUGUCUACGCCGACGGCCCGGACACCGCUGCCGCCGCCACCCAGCAGCAAUCCCCGCUGUCCCCGCGGUCCGCUGGUGCUGCUGCUGCUGCUGGGGGCGGCGCAGGCGAAGCGGGCAACCGCCCCUUCGAGUCCCUCAUGGACGCCUUCAGUCUGCACGAGGUGCUGAUCCGAAAGGGCGUCGUCAUCCGCGACACGCCCGAGUUUGAGUCCUACGCGCGCAGCUACAGCAGCGUGUGGGGUGUGGUGGAGGGGCUGCUGCAGCACCUGGCGGCGCUGUGCGGGCAGUACGCGGUGCCGCUGGCGCUGGUGAACGGCAAGAGCCUGGCAGAUCUGGCGAUGCAGGUCGCCCACGCCGGCUACCAGCCCGCCAUGGAGGACCUGCUGGUGUGCCUGACCAACAUCCAGGAGGUGGCGGCGCUGCUCAAACAGCCGGGAAGGCGCUUCCUGGGUCCCGGCGGUGAGGAGGCCGCCGCCGUGCUCAUCCAGUCGCAGUACCGCGGCCACCUCGCCCGCCGCAAGCACUCUCGCCGCGGCCUGGCCUCCCUGCGCAUCCAGCACGCCUGGCGCAACAGCCGCCUGCGCGCGCAGCUCCGAGACCGCAUGCGCCUCGCCCGACUGGAGCGCGACCUGCGCUUCGCAGAGCUGCGGGAGCAGUUGGAGCGGCAGUGGCCGCUCAUGCGCCGCAACGCGCAUGUGGUGGUGCACGUGCCCAACCUGCUGCCGCAGCCGGUGACGGUGGGUGAGGUGACGCAGCGGCCGGAGCCGCACCUGCUGCACAGCAUGCUGCUGAGGGAGGCGGCGCAGCUGGCGCGGCUGUGCGACUUGUCGGAGCCGCUGGUGGACCUCAUUCUGGUACUGCCCUCGCCGCCGGACCCCGAGGUGAUCCACUACUGGAAUAAGCUGCUGGAGGUGGGCGGCGUGAGCGACCCCACAAGUAGAUACAGGAUUGUGGUCCCCGAGAACUACACACGCCUGCCCGGCCACAUGUCCGUCACCGCCAAGCUGCUGGCCUCGCCGCGCGCCCUCAAGCGCAUCAGCGCCGCCGUGAACGGGCGCCUGUCGUACAUCGUGCCCGGCAACGUGCACGACGAGGAGGUGGAGCUGUCGGUGCACCUGGGGGUGCCGCUGCUGGGGCCGGGGCCCUCCGUGUGCCGCGCGCUCAGCCGCAAGUCAGCGGCAAGGGAGCUCUUCAAGAACAUCGCCGCCAACAUCGCCCCCGGCUGCGCCAUCCGCCCCAACCACGCCAUCCAGCAGCAGGCGGCAGGACCCGGCGGCGGAAGCCUCAACGGCGGCGGCGGCGGCAACUCCGACCCCCUGACGGCGCCGCUGCGCAUGGGCACAGACUACCAGCUGGGCCCCGAGGGGGAGCUCAUCAUCACAGAUCCCGUGUACGGACCUGACAUCGUUGUCAACGACGGCAACCAAGCGUCGCGGCCCGGCGGCGGCGGUGGCGAGCCAGGCAACGUCGCCGGCGGCGGCAUGGCAGCUGGAGCAGGGGCGGCGACGGCGGCCGCCGCCGCCGCCGCUGGCGGCCCGGCGUCGCAGAAUCGGUUCGAGCAGGACGAGCAACGCAUCCUGAUGGCGCUGGCGGAGGCGAUGGUACGACACCCUGUCGUACCGAAAUGGCUGUUUAAGAUCGAUGACGAGAUCAUGGGUCUGGGCCAUGCAUUCUUCGACACGGCGGCGGUGAAGGGCAGCGGCGACGUGUUGGCGCGCGUGGUGGAGGAGUUCAUGGGCCGGGGGGUGCAGUCGCCGGCAGAGCGGUUGCGGCUGGAGUUCGGAGCCGUCACGGGUAUCGCCGGCGGGGGAGGCAACGUCGUACGGGUCGACGACGACGAGUCGCCGCUGUCGGAGGUCCAGCGGGUCGCCAUGUUCCGACUGUACGAGCUGCUGUUCCGGCAGCUGCCGCGGCGGCUGCACCUGGCCAGCAGGGACUCCUACCCCACCUAUCGAGACUACAUCUCCACGCUUGCGCGCCGCGGCGGCGUGCUGGAGGGCUGUCCGCACAUGGCGGUCGGUUCGCCCUGCGUCAACCUGUUCAUUGAUCCCGCCGGCGCCGUCACGGUGCUGUCCACGCAUGAGAAGAUCUUCUGCUACCCCUACCGGGCCGUGGGCACCACGUUUCCGCAGUCCUCGGUGCCGCAUAGGGCCCUGUACGACGCGGCGUUGGCGGUUGGCCGUUCGGCGUACGAUGCAGGGUUGUUGGGUCACGUGAUGGUGGAUUUCGUGACGCUGCUGGAGCCGCCUGGGGGCGUGGGCGCUGGGGAGGGCGCUGCGCUGCAGGGUCUGGGUGCGGGCGGCGGCGGUGCAGGCGGCUUGCGGCUAUGGCUUGUGGACUUGCGGCCGGGCAUCACACCCUCGCUGACGGCCUUCCAGCUGUUCGACUUCUUGUCAGCCGGCACCUUCAACCCCAUGACGGGCGCCUACCUGGUCCAGCUGGACCCCAUCGAGGACACCGACCAGGGCGACGAGGAGGACCUGCUGCGCCACCACGGCAGGGGCUCGCACCACCACCAUCACCACCACCACAGCCACCACCACCGCUACAACAGCAGCAGCCACCUGACGACCGAGGAUGGCGCCUCGGACCACCCAUCGCACCACCACCACCAGCACCAGUCGCUGCGCUACUACUUUGUGCUAGACCAGCUGCAGCACCCAGCCAUCAAGUCCAUGCCCUGCUCCAAGUUCUUCUACCACUGCUGGCAACACGGAUUCCAUUUCGACGUGGACCACAGACAGGGCGUCAUCUUCAAUCUCUCCGACC
Messenger RNA from Astrephomene gubernaculifera, 3874 nucleotides. NCBI's taxonomy places the organism in Eukaryota, Viridiplantae, Chlorophyta, Chlorophyceae, Chlamydomonadales, Astrephomenaceae. The record is from the annotation of a GenBank genome assembly.